Molecule: messenger RNA, 2783 nt
Organism: Lycium barbarum (goji berry)
Lineage: Eukaryota; Viridiplantae; Streptophyta; Magnoliopsida; Solanales; Solanaceae
Product: calcium-dependent protein kinase 21-like
Exons: 8
Coding region: 618-2291 (557 amino acids)
Biological process (GO): protein autophosphorylation; peptidyl-serine phosphorylation; intracellular signal transduction
Cellular component (GO): nucleus; cytoplasm
Molecular function (GO): calcium-dependent protein serine/threonine kinase activity; calmodulin binding; calcium ion binding
Source: RefSeq, a predicted model, not a curated record
UGGGUUUCUUUUAGCUAGUGGGAAAAAAGCCUAGGAUAAUAAGGACAGACAAAACAGAAAAGCUGGCAAACAAAGAAACAAAUGGAAGUUGUGUCCAAGUCAACGUACAGUGUUCAAAUAUUUGGCAUUUUCUGAUCUGUGCAAUAUAAUCUUAUACUAAUUGAGCUUCACCACUCAAAUCUUUAAAUCUCUCUUAAUUGUAAUUCACACUGUUGUCCUAUUUUACUCUGUUAAAGUUGCAAUCUUUUACAUUUUUGAAGCCCCAUAGUCUUGAUUUCUUGUAACUUAUUGAGUACCAAGAUUCAAUCUUGUCAAAGUUGCAUUGUUUUACUUUGUUGAGGUUCUUGAUUUCUUGUAACUUGUUGAGGAAUUGAAGUCCAAAAUACUCAAUCUUGUCAAAGUUGCAAUCUUUUACUCAUUUAAACCCCAAUUUCUUGAGCAAAUAAAGUCCCAAAAUUCAAUCUUUGCUCAGUUAAGCCUCAAAUUUUUAAUUCCAAAGUUCAAUCUUGUCAAAGUUACAAUCUUUUACUCUGUUAAAACCCCAAAUUUUUGAUUUCUUGUAACUUGUUUAGGAAUUGAAGUCCAAAAAAUUCAAUCUUGUUGAAUAAACGGUAGAAAUGGGUGGUUGUUUUAGCAAGAAACAUACCCAAGAAGGUGCUAAUGUGUAUGGAAGAAGAAGUGGUAAUCAAGAAUAUCAAAAAUCACCACAACCCCAGCCAGAAAGACCAUAUCAGCCACCGCCACAGCCUCAGCCCCAGCCAGAAAGACCAUAUCAGCCACCGCCACAGCCUCAGCCCCAGCCAGAAAGACCAUAUCAGCCACCGCCACAGCCUCAGCCCCAGCAACAGGCACGGCCUGUUACCGUGCAGCCCCAAGACCAAAUGCAAGGAACCAAUGUGAAUAACAUAUUAGGAAAGCCUUUCGACGAUAUUAGAAGGAUGUACACACUUGGGAAAGAGUUGGGUAGGGGUCAGUUUGGAGUGACUUACUAUUGUACAGAGAAUUCAACCGGGAAACCUUAUGCUUGUAAGUCCAUACUUAAGAGGAAACUUGUUAGUAAGAAUGAUAGGGAGGAUAUGAAGAGGGAAAUUCAAAUUAUGCAGCAUUUGAGCGGGCAGCCAAACAUUGUGGAAUUCAAGGGUGCUUAUGAAGGUAGGCAAUCGGUCCACCUCGUGAUGGAACUUUGUGCUGGAGGAGAGUUGUUUGACAGGAUUAUAGCUCGGGGAUAUUACUCGGAGAAGGAUGCUGCUGAGAUUAUUAGACAGAUUGUAAAUGUUGUUAACAUUUGCCAUUUUAUGGGUGUUAUGCAUAGGGAUCUUAAGCCAGAGAAUUUCUUACUGACUAGUAAGGUUGAAAAUGCUAUGCUUAAGGCAACUGAUUUUGGACUUUCUGUCUUCAUUGAAGAAGGGAAGGUGUACCGUGAUAUAGUUGGUAGUGCAUAUUAUGUUGCUCCUGAAGUAUUGCGGCGUAGUUAUGGGAAGGAAGCAGAUGUAUGGAGUGCAGGUGUUAUUUUAUAUAUUCUACUCAGUGGUGUACCUCCAUUUUGGGCUGAAACUGAAAAGGGAAUAUUUAAUGCCAUACUAAAAGGAGAAAUCGACUUUCAAAGUGAUCCAUGGCCAUCUAUAUCAAAUAGUGCCAAGGACCUUAUUCGAAAAAUGCUAACUCAGGAACCAAAGAAGAGAAUUACUUCAGCGCAAGUUCUUGAACAUCCAUGGCUUCGACUUGGAGAAGCAUCAGACAAGCCAAUAGACAGUGCAGUACUGUCCAGAAUGAAGCAGUUCAGAGCAAUGAACAAGCUGAAAAAACUUGCAUUGAAGGUCAUUGCGGAAAAUUUAUCUGAAGAAGAAAUCAAGGGUUUGAAAGCUAUGUUUGACAACAUCGAUACAGACAAUAGUGGUACAAUCACUUAUGAAGAAUUGAAGUCGGGAUUGGCUCGACUUGGAUCAAAGCUAACUGAGACUGAAGUCAAGCAACUCAUGGAAGCUGCUGAUGUGGAUGGAAAUGGAACAAUCGACUACAUUGAGUUUAUUACCGCAACAAUGCAUAGACAUCGGCUUGAAAGGGAUGAACAUCUCUUUAAAGCUUUUCAGCAUUUUGACAAGGACCAUAGCGGCUUCAUCACGAGAGAUGAAUUGGAAAACGCUAUGAAGGAAUAUGGUAUGGGUGAUGAGGCUACAAUCAAGGAAAUAAUCACAGAGGUGGACACUGACAAUGAUGGUAGGAUCAAUUAUGAGGAGUUCUGUGCUAUGAUGAGAAGUGGAACCACACAACCACAACAAAGGCUUUUCUAGUGCAUUGACGGAAUUACUCAUGCAACAAACACAAAAUGUUCACCAGUCAGCACGAUGGAGAGGCGUCUACCAUGAGACAAUCACUUUAGAAAAGGGAGAUGAAGUAUAGGUGAUGUACUAGGUAUUUCUUCAAUCCUUUAACUUUCUUCAGGUAGCACUGGAUUACAGAAGGCACUUUCGUGUAGGUUGAGUUCGCGCGGAGAAUGUGUGUGUAGCUAGUUAAUGGCAUAUUUUGAGUUUCCUUUGAUGUAACCGGUCCCCUUGUAAUUUUGUGUGGAUCGCCGUUGUCAUGUUGACCCUGUCUAUAGAUUACAAAAUAAGACAGCCUGAAAAUAGCUCUGUGCUUGAAAAGAAAGAGGUUUUUUGUUGACCUUAUGCUACUGAUGUGCUUAAGAUGCCAAUGACUGAUGUCUAUGGGAGGCAUUGGAUGCUUUUCAUAUUUAACUAUGCUAACUAGCAAGUUAUAAUUUGAGGUUGGGUACUUGAUGCACA